Molecule: messenger RNA, 4523 nt
Organism: Bufo gargarizans (Asiatic toad)
Lineage: Eukaryota; Metazoa; Chordata; Amphibia; Anura; Bufonidae
Gene: MAFG
Product: MAF bZIP transcription factor G
Exons: 3
Coding region: 718-1248 (176 amino acids)
Biological process (GO): regulation of epidermal cell differentiation; regulation of transcription by RNA polymerase II
Cellular component (GO): nucleus
Molecular function (GO): DNA-binding transcription factor activity, RNA polymerase II-specific; RNA polymerase II cis-regulatory region sequence-specific DNA binding
Source: RefSeq, a predicted model, not a curated record
GUAAUUGGUGGGGGUGCUAGGAGUCGGACCCCCACCAAUCUGAUAUUGAUAAAGUACCUUGAGGGAAGUUCAUCCCCUUUAAGGACCCGUGAAAACGCUGUGUGGCUUCUAAUAAAGACCAUGUUCACCAUGUUCAGGGCUCAUUCACACGACUAGGGCAGCACAUCAUGUGCUCUCCGCAUCCGUACUUCCGUUCCGCGGCCCCGCAAAAAAGAUAGAACAUGUCCUAUACUUGUCUGCAAUUGGCAUUUUCUAUCAUAGUGGCGGCCAGGUGCAGAACGCACGCGGCCAGUAUCCGUGUUUUGCAGAUCCGCAAUUUCCAGACCGCGAAACACUACUAAAGUAUAUAUAAAGGUAUUCAUCCAGCCAGGAUCAGAGUAUGUAUGACGCCUGCGUGAUCUAAGAGUACAUACAACAUUGCGUGAUAGGUUUUACACGUCACAUGUAGGGGGGUUGCCCCUUUAAUCUGUUGGUGCAGCUGUAUGUGUGCAGGCAGCCUGUAUACGCCUGUGUGUGUACUGUGUGCACAUGCACAGGAUACAGCGUGCCGCUCUCUGAUACAGCGCGGUGCUGACUCAGCAUGACUCGCCUGCUCGGCUGCGCUUUCCCUCCCAGCCUAUUUUUAAAGUUCAAUUCUCCGGGGAUUGGAAUUGGUUUGUCCCCUGUGAACGGGAAAAGUCCUUAUUAACAGGGUCACAGAUCAGGACCCGGGGGCACAUGGACAGCAAGAGAUUGCUGACACACGGUUCCCAGGGUAUGACGACUCUCAGCAAGGGAAAUAGCAAAGCUCUGAAGGUAAAGAGGGAGCCAGGGGAGAAUGGCACCAGCCUUACAGACGAAGAAUUGGUCACCAUGUCUGUGCGGGAGCUGAACCAACAUCUCCGUGGUUUGUCCAAGGAAGAGAUCAUCCAACUGAAGCAGCGACGGCGCACCCUUAAAAAUCGCGGGUAUGCGGCAAGCUGCAGGGUGAAGCGGGUGACGCAAAAAGAAGAGCUGGAGAAGCAGAAGGCAGAACUGCAGCAGGAGGUGGAGAAACUCGCCUCCGAGAAUGCCAGCAUGCGCCAGGAACUGGACUCUCUGAGGUCAAAGUAUGAAGCUCUGCAGAACUUUGCCAGGACUGUCGCCAGAAGCCCCAUCAACCCUCCCAGGGGAGCGUUUCCACCAGGCAUGAGGCCUCUUAUACCAGGAAAAGUAGCCGCCACUAGUGUCAUUACCAUAGUGAAGUCUAAAACUGAGGCACAUUCUUAGGGGGGAGUGGAAAAAACGAUGGGGCUACUGACCUUCCAUAGCGUUUCCCAAAGCACAAGUACCCAAAGAAUUCCUUAGCUACCGGAAAGGUUUCCAGCAGUGGAACAAGGUAUCGUCUAUGGGAGAAGUUGGGUGCUUUGGCAGGGAAUACAACAUUUCGGCAUUUGUGUCUUUGCAGCAAGUGGGAAAGUGACGAAUAGUGGGAGGUCUCUCACUAAGCUUCCUCUGACCAAGUGUUCAAGCACUCAGUCCACCAGAAUGGUGAGUGACGGAGAUGCAGAGUCAACGCCGGCUGUAGUUUCCACACUUGAAAGAGUCCAUAGGAUUUGUCUGUGUUUUGAGUUUUCCCGUCCUGUCGAGCUUUCAGUGUACAGUGUGAAGUCCGGUUGUGCUCCACGUCUUGGGUCGGUAUGCGCAGUCCAUAUACUUGAAGUACGCGGUGUUGUGGCUCCGUCUGUACAGUGUGACGUCGGGUGGUUCUGCUUCUUUUGUGACUGGUGUGUGUUUGUGUGCAGUUCUCCUGCGUGUUGUGUAGUUUGUGAUGUUGGACUUUACUGCUCCUUUUUGGAUCGUUCAGUUCGUUAGUAGUGUGAAGUCUUCCAGCCUGUGGGUCAGCUUGCUGUCCUGUGUUGUCAGAGUGUGUCCUCCUCCGUUGUGGUCGGUGUGCAGUCUUCACUUGGGUUAGUGAACGUGAUGGUUUGUUCUCAAUGUGGUGGAAUAUCCUUUGAAGUUGGUGGCGUUUUUGUGCCAAAAAUAAUAUAUCAUACUGCAUUGAUGGUGACGUUGAUGGGAAGAGCCACUCUGCUCGUUUGUGACUAUGUUGCCCAAUCCAUAAUUCAAGUAGAAGAUCUUCGCGUGAGGCUUCCUCUCUGAAAGACAAUGGGGUUCUUCCUGAACAUCCAUCAAAGCCUGAAAGUACAGUAUGUCUGCAUAGUCAUGUUGGUGGGACCGUCUUGAGAGGAGCCCAUGGGCCAAUCUUUUUUUGGAUAUUCAUGGUCAGGCAUCACAAUAUGCAACCUUUGAUCACGGCAGUUGCAAACUGAGGAAAACUGUGCUAUGCUUAGAUGACAGCUAGCCAUGCUCAAGAGCUGCGUGUCGUCUGACAGCUGUUCCUCCCUUUCCCCCCAUCCAUACACAGAUGUUUUUGGCUCGGCCAAGCAUGCAUGUGUUCUGAAUUGGGAGUAAGCUGCUGCCAUACACCUCCCCAAGAAUAAAAGGAUUGGGCAUGUUGAAAUCCAGCUACCCCAUCCUUAACUCCUCCGACAGCUGCUGCUGGGGGGAGUUAGGAGGCCCCCAUACACAUUAGAUGAUCAGCCAACCCCGCUGUAAUCUAUUGUGUAUAGUCAGGAAUUGUCUAUUUUAUUUUAUAAAUCUGCCUCUGGCUAUUAGGACCUGUGGAGAAAUCCAUACUCACCUGCUCCCCGCCGCCGAUUUCUGGUCCCUGUCCGUCAGCUUCCUGUAUGAAUUUGGCCCACUUGCACCUCUGGAGCCAAUGACUGGCCUCAGUGGUGACUUAAUACAUCACCAAUUAGCUCAGUCAUUGGCUGCAGUAGAACACGUGACCCUGACCACCCAGAGGUUUAUAGGACAGGGACCAGAAGACCACAGAAAGGAGACUAAACCAAGUGGUGCAGAUUUAAAAAAAAUAUAUAUAUAGACAAUUCCUAACAGAUUAUUGUGUGGUAUAAUUAUACGGUGUGGUGCCCCUGCCAAGUCCUCAUGUGAGCUCUUCUGGCCCAAAAGGAUAUGUGUAAUAGUUAAAAUCUGCUGGUUCACGUUACCGCCUUCGACUCCUGGUCUUCCAUAUUUCUGGUCCCAUUGAGUCCAUCAUUCAGAAGUUGACAGUGUUGUACCUGGUUGCCGUGUAGACAUGGGGUUCACCUACUUAUGGAGUUGAGUACUUAGCAUAUCAAUACUCCAGCAAUUAGUGACAUCACUGGAUAUUUUGGUGAUGUCACCAAUCUUAAUAAUUUGCACUGUAAAGUGAUUGAAUUACUAUUGCCAUCUAUACAACAAGUUGGGUAUCAGCCAGGAGGGAUCUGGUGUGUUGUACACAGAAAGGACCAUGGAUGGUGAAUGUGGUGGUGUAGACAGGACUAACACAAAGCUACAGUCCUCCUGCUCUUGAUGCUGCCGCCGGUUUACACGUUUGGCAUCUCUUAUAUCGGAUUGUAGGUUGUGCUUCUUUUUAUUAUGUGCACGUCGAUGAUCUGCUGACGUUAAACAGACAAUAUCCCAUUAAAGGGCUGACAGACAGUGGAGAGCCGCAGUCUACCAGAUUUAUCCGUACCCUGUCGCCUGCACCAGUCAUGAGACUUUCUGGUAGAGGUGGCAGUGGUGUACAUGCAGGACAACCUGCCCAUAACAUUUCAUUCAGGAAGGCAGUAUUAGGGUGAGCAUGAUGAAAAAGUUUACCCCAUCCCAAUUGCUGCCUAUAGAACAGGGACUUAAAUAUUGCUGACCUAUACUCAUGGUAUCUGAUCAUUGAGGUUCUAACUCCCAACAUCCCACCACUGAGCUAUUGGAAGGAGCACUUGGAAAAGCACUGCUGUCUCUUCCUCAUGUCCACCCGUCAAAUGGCCUAGGCUCCGCUCAGUCCUAUUCAAGUGAAUAAAACUGAGCUGCAAUACCAGUCACAGCCACUAUAUGAUGUGCGGCGCUAUGCAUGGAUUAGUAAGAAGAGACCACAACGCAUGUCCAAGUGCCUUCAAAUAGCUGACUGGCGGGGGUGCUGGGAGUUGGACCCCGACAAUCAGAUAUUGAUGACCUAUCCUGGGAGCGCACUGCACACGCACGACCACCUCUAUGGGACUGCGAGAAAUAGCCGAGCCAGCGAUGAAUGGUGUAUAGGUAGCGCUCCGCUAUUUUUUGAACUCCCAUGACAGUGACUGGAGGGUGGCUGCGCUUGCACAGUGUGCUUUCAUUCACUUUGGGAGCCUGUUCCGGAGAUAGCAGCAGGUCCCAUAGGUGGGACCCUCACCUCUCUGACAUUGGUGGCCUAUCCUAGCAGUAUAUGCCACCAAUGUAUGAGAUGAGAAGGCCCCUUGUCUCAGAAUCCCUCUCUCUUCAUUUUUUUAGGGACCAGAGCUUAGUGCUGAUCAUAUACAUAGAUCAUACAGCAGCAUCAUACUCAUGGAGCUUCAUUUUUCAGCAUUUAAUUAAGGCCUCAUGCACACGGCCGUUGUUCUGGUCCGCAUCAGAGCCGCAGUUUUGACGGCUCGGAUGCGGACCCAUUCACUUCAAUGGGGCCGCAAAAGAUGCGGACAGCACUUCGU